Messenger RNA from Jatropha curcas, 2501 nucleotides. RefSeq names its product DYNAMIN-like 1C (gene DL1C). Gene Ontology annotation, cellular component: microtubule; membrane; cytoplasm. Gene Ontology annotation, molecular function: GTPase activity; GTP binding; microtubule binding. Lineage: Eukaryota; Viridiplantae; Streptophyta; Magnoliopsida; Malpighiales; Euphorbiaceae. The record is from RefSeq and is a predicted model, not a curated record.
GUUAGUUCCAAAACUUAACAAAUAUUCAAAUCAAAACAUCUCCUUCCAUGUUGGUGCUGUGUUGCAUUGCACCAAACACAAUAAUACCAUUACUUCUCUAAAACCGUUUUUCUCGUUUACUCUCUUCGUUUCAGAUUCGACGUCCCAAUCUGAACAAAUCUCAAUUUCUUUUCUGAUCCAGGCACUCGUUCAUUACUUGAUCCAAAUCGUCUAAAUCUCAUUUCACAUUUGCUUUUUUGUACUCAAAGUGCAGGUUUAUUGAUUUGAAUUGUGUUUAUACAUAUUCUUCCUUCGCAUUAGAUCUCAUUUGAAAAAUGGCCACAAUGGAGAGCUUGAUUGGGUUAGUUAACAGAAUCCAAAGAGCUUGUACCGUAUUAGGCGAUCAUGGCGGUGAAGGCAUGUCUCUUUGGGAAGCUCUCCCUUCCGUUGCUGUUGUUGGUGGCCAGAGUUCUGGGAAAUCUUCAGUGUUGGAAAGCGUCGUCGGUAGAGAUUUCUUGCCUCGUGGAUCUGGAAUUGUUACACGGAGGCCAUUGGUAUUGCAACUUCAUAAGAUAGAAGAUGGAAAGACUGAAUAUGCGGAAUUUCUUCAUGCGCCAAAGAGGAAGUAUACUGAUUUUGCUGCUGUGCGUAAGGAGAUUGCAGAUGAAACUGACCGUAUUACUGGGAAGUCAAAGCAAAUCUCCAAUAUUCCAAUUCAUCUCAGUAUAUAUUCUCCAAAUGUCGUCAACUUGACCCUCAUAGAUCUUCCUGGGUUGACAAAGGUUGCUGUAGAGGGACAACCAGAGAGCAUAGUUGAAGAUAUUGAAAACAUGGUCCGUACAUAUGUUGAGAAGCCCAACUGCAUUAUAUUGGCUAUUUCUCCUGCUAAUCAAGAUAUUGCCACUUCAGAUGCUAUAAAACUUGCCAGAGAAGUUGAUCCUUCAGGUGAAAGGACAUUCGGUGUAUUGACCAAGCUUGACCUGAUGGACAAAGGAACCAAUGCUCUUGAUGUUCUAGAAGGAAGGUCAUACAGACUGCAACAUCCCUGGGUUGGAAUUGUUAAUCGUUCGCAAGCAGAUAUCAAUAAGAAUGUUGACAUGAUUGCUGCUCGUCGGAAGGAGCGUGAAUACUUUGAAACAAGUCCUGAGUAUGGACAUUUGGCAAGUAAAAUGGGGGCAGAAUAUCUCGCAAAACUUUUGUCCAAGCAUUUAGAGACAGUCAUCAGGCAACGCAUACCAAGUAUCAUUGCUUUGAUAAACAAGACCAUUGAUGAGCUUAAUGCAGAGUUGGACCGUAUUGGCAGGCCAAUUGCAGUAGACUCAGGGGCACAACUUUACACAAUCCUAGAAUUGUGUAGAGCUUUUGACCGUGUAUUCAAGGAACACCUGGAUGGAGGGCGUCCUGGUGGCGAUCGAAUAUAUGGGGUUUUUGAUCAUCAACUACCAGCUGCUUUGAAAAAGCUGCCCUUUGAUCGUCAUCUCUCUUUGAAGAAUGUGCAAAAAGUUGUUUCAGAAGCUGAUGGUUAUCAGCCACAUUUAAUUGCUCCAGAACAAGGAUAUAGGAGGCUAAUUGAUGGAUCUAUCAGCUACUUCAAAGGCCCAGCAGAAGCCUCUGUGGAUGCUGUGCACUUCAUUUUAAAGGAACUUGUACGGAAGUCCAUCGCUGAAACAGAGGAGCUAAAGCGGUUUCCAACACUUCAAGCUGAUAUUGCUGCUGCUGCAAAUGAGGCUUUGGAAAGAUUCCGUGAUGACAGCAGGAAAACAGUUCUGAGGCUCGUGGACAUGGAAUCUAGCUACCUAACAGUGGAAUUUUUCCGGAAGAUUCACCUUGAAGGGGAUAAGAACACAAACACAAACUCAAACUCAAAUGCAUCAGGCCCAAAUGUUGACCGUUAUGCUGAUUAUCAUUUCAGAAAGAUUGGGUCAAAUGUCAACUCUUAUAUCAGUAUGGUUUGUGAUACGCUAAAGAAUUCUAUCCCCAAGGCCGUGGUUUAUUGCCAGGUUCGAGAGGCUAAGAGAUCUCUUCUCAAUCACUUCUACACACAAGUCGGGAGAAGAGAGAAGGAACGGCUUGGUGCAAUGUUGGAUGAGGAUCCACAACUCAUGGAAAAGAGAGCUACCAUAGCAAAAAGGCUUGAAUUAUACAAGUCAGCCAGGGAUGAGAUUGAUUCAGUGGCAUGGAAAUGAUAUAGAUAUUUUUGCACAAGUUUCAUGCCACAAAUUUUUUCCCCUUUUUACAUUUACAGGCUAGAUUCUUAUUUGAGAACCAAAUUGCAUAUUCUUCUGUGCUUGAUAAUGAUCGAGUUCUCUACGAAAAAUUCGGUAUGAUAGUAGAUUUUUCUCAAAGAUUUUGCUCCAUAAUAGUUGGAUAUUACAGUGUCCCUUCGAAUUAAUCUCAAUCAAUCAUGAUGUACCACUGCAAGUUUCUUAGGAUGGAAAGAAAUUACAUUGUGUUGUAAAAACUCUACUGUUGUUGUACGAUUUACAGACACCAAAUUGGAAACUGGACUUCGAAUAAGCAAA